CUAUUACAAAAGCUUAAAGGUCAAGCCGUCAAGCCUUUUCUCUUCAGAGGGAUAUAUGGAGAUGGAAGACGUGGCACUGUCGAAGCCGUUAGUGCUGCCGGUUUCUAGGGAAGAAGAAAGGAGGUGUUUUGGCUUUGGGGGUGUUGUUAGUCCUGGUUUGACUGCCAGAGAGAAGAAACUGAUUUGUGUGACUGGUGGGAAUUCUUACUUGGGUUCUUCCGUUGUCAAGGAGCUUUUGGCUAGAGGUUACCUUGUUCGAGUCAUCAUUGAAAACCCAGUGGAAUUUGAAGAUGUGAAAGAAAUGAUGGGAGAUGAAGAGCUAAAUUUAUUGGAAAGCGUUGUGGUGGCAAAGAUGGGAGACUUGGAAAGUCUCUGUGAUGCUUUUAGAGGUUGCCAUGCUGUUUUCCAUACCUCCUCCUUUAUAGAUCCACAUGGGAUCUCUGGUUAUACGGAACAAAUGGUAUUUCUUGAGACUGAAGGGGCAAGGAAUGUCAUGGAAGCUUGCUAUGAGGCAGCCUAUGUGAAAAGAUGCAUCUUUACUUCUUCUCUUCUUGCAUCCAUAUGGAGAGGGGAAAAUGUUGGUGGCCGUGUUGAUGAGAACUCUUGGAGCAGUGAGGAAUUCUGCAGAGAAAAUAAGCUUUGGCUUGCAUUAGGUAAGACCAACGCAGAGAAGGUUGCAUGGACAAAGUCUAGAGAACUGAGAGUAAACCUUGUAACAGUGUGCCCUGGACUUCUCAUGCCACCAACAUCCUCAUCUGGUCUUGCAGAAACAUCUUCACCAUAUCUUAAAGGUGGCAGGAUCAUGCUACAAAAAGGCUUAUUAGCAGUAGCAGAUAUGAAGAAGGUGGCUGAAGCUCACGUCCAUAUUUAUGAAGCCAUGGAUUAUGGAGCUUGUGGACGGUAUCUCUGCUUUGAGAAAGUAGUAAGAAGGUUAAAUGAGGCCACUGAUCUUGAGAACAAGCUUAAGAUGCCUGGUUCAUUGUCAAGAGGAGGGCAGGGAACCAUAUCAGAAGAUGCAGAUGAAGAAAUUGAGAACAAUAUUAGUAAUUCAAAGCUUGCAAGACUCUUACUUCAAGCUUCUCAAUACAUCUCUUGUAAGGAAUGAAAUGAUCAAGUUCUUGAACGUUUUUGUUGGAUGUCUAGAAAGAAAUCACAGCAAAUCCAUCCAGAGAAGUUCAAAUUUUGCAAGUCUUAGCCACUACUAAUUUUGAUUGAAUGGAAGUAAAAUGAAUUGCUGGAA
Molecule: messenger RNA, 1240 nt
Organism: Rubroshorea leprosula
Lineage: Eukaryota; Viridiplantae; Streptophyta; Magnoliopsida; Malvales; Dipterocarpaceae
Source: the annotation of a GenBank genome assembly